AUGGCGGCGACCAUGCCGGCCACCUACGACGAUCCCAGAACGAACACUCAGGCCGACGCGGUCGACAGCGACCAGGACGCUGAGGGGGAAGAGGACCCCGAUCUGUAUGAGUUGGAUCAGCGAUUGCAGGAUGCUGUUCAGAAAGCAGACGCGGGAGAGCAAGAUGAGGACGAUGAGGCUGCCAUGGAGUCGGAGCCAACAGACGAUGGCAAGAUCGAGGCAGAAUCAGAAGAGGAGGAGUCGAGGUCGCUCGAUGCUGACGAUGAGGACUUUGUUGACACGGUGAAGCCCCGCAAACGCAGGAAAAGGGCUGCAAGUGAGGCUUUAGAGUCGGAGGAUGCGGACGUGGCUUACGAGUCAGCUAAAUCCGAGUCGGACGAUGCUGAGGCAGAAGAAUGGGAAGCUGAAGCUGAAAACGAUGAGGCCGAAGCGGAUAAAUCCAGCCAUGGGAAUUGCAUAUUCUGCGGACAAGAUGAGGAGCAUGAUCCGUCUGAGGAUUUUGAGGAAUACCUGACCUGUGCAGUUUGCGGUGAUCACUGUGCGUGUCUCAAACAUUCGCCUGCAGCUCAUUCUCCCUUCAUAUCAGCGACUAACCUGACCAUGCAUGUCGCAGCCCACCGACAAUGUGCCCGAGAACAGAAUGCUCUGAGUGAAAGUGACGGUAUGCCCUUUGUUUCUAAGGCCAAGGUAUACACGCUGACACCACGAGCAGAUGCAGAAAACUGGCGGUGUCCCACCUGCGUGCAGAAUAAACUGGAACCAGAUCCUGGGGAGCAGACAACCACGCGACGCAGAGGGGCUCAGAACAUCACGAGGGAUCUUCUCCCUGCGUCGACCGGCUCGUCCGGUCCUGCUUCUCACUCAAUUUUCAACAAUCUGAUUGUUGACGACGACCCCAUGGACGGGACACGAUCACUGCGCAAGAGAAAAACAUCGUCUGCUGAUAUGGACGAUCACACGCCGGUCCUGCGCAAGCGACAGCGCCAGACGCCGUCGCGGGCUGGGACGACCGACGCGGCUGUUUCCGCGGACGCUAACGGGGCUGUGGAGACGGCAUCGCUGCCCCGGACGCGGCCGCGCCGGACUCGAAAGGCAGACAAGGAGCUGUGCCGGGUCGUGCAGAAGAAGCUUGGCAAGCUCGUCCUUGCUUUUCGUCUCGACCCAGGCAAGACGGCCAAGAUCCUCAGCUCUCGCCCUCGUCCCAAGAAUCGGAGACGCAGGCCUCCGAAGCCGCCCCCGGUGGAAGAAGAGCCUCAAAGCCACUUUGCUCCCAUUUAUCCAAACUACGGCUCGCCGUUGUACUCCUUCCACGAUCGCGAGUCCGAUCAACUGAAUUCGAAACCCUACGGCGGUAUACUAUCCGAGGAGGAUGCUGAUACCAGUCGAACCAUUCCCACCCAGGCCGACCGCGAGCGGUUCGAGCUUGCGCGGAGAAAGGCCGAGGAAGACUGGCAGAGGAAAGCCAAAGAAGACGAAAUGGCUGGCGAUGCCAAUCAUCGAGGGUCGCAGAAGGUGUCUGGCCCUCCGAGCAAAAUCAAGUGGAUCAACUUUGGCGGUUACGAGAUCGAGACAUGGUAUGCAGCGCCGUAUCCCGAAGAGUACAGCCGCAACCGGGUGCUCUACAUCUGCGAGUUUUGCCUCAAGUAUAUGAACUCCGAUUUCGUUGCGUGGCGUCACAAACUCAAGUGCCCGGCGAAGCAUCCGCCUGGCGAUGAGAUCUACCGCGACGGCACCAUUUCCAUCUUCGAGGUGGACGGACGCAAGAAUCCGGUGUACUGCCAAAACCUGUGUCUCCUGGCCAAGUUGUUUCUGGGGUCUAAGACUCUUUACUAUGACGUGGAGCCAUUCCUCUUCUAUGUCAUGACGGAAUACGAUGAGUACGGGUGCCACUUCGUCGGCUACUUCAGCAAAGAGAAGCGGCCCAGCUCGUCCAACAACGUCUCCUGCAUCCUGACACUUCCCAUCCAUCAGCGGAAAGGUUACGGGAAUCUCCUCAUUGACUUCUCCUAUCUUCUGACGCGCGUCGAAAAGAAGACCGGUUCGCCAGAGAAACCGCUUUCUGACAUGGGACUGGUGUCCUAUCGCAACUACUGGCGGCUUGUCUUGAGCUACCAGUUGCGCAACCAGAAAACCCCUAUCAGCAUUGCGGAGCUCUCGGAGCGUACUGGCAUGACUCCGGAUGAUAUCGUUUCCGGCCUGGAAGGGUUGCGCGCUCUUGUCAGAGACCCGGUCACGAAGAAGUACGCGCUACGGCUGAACUACCAAUACUUCGAGGAAUACAUCCGAAAUUGGGAGAGCAAAGGGUAUGUGAAGCUGAACCCUCUCGCUCUCGUAUGGACGCCGUACGUCAUGGGGCGCAACAAUCAGUCACAUUACGAUCGCACUCAGCUGCAUACUGUCGCUCCACGAGAUGGAUCAGAGGAAGGUGAGGAAGGCGACGCCGAAGAGAGGGGGAAGACUAAGCUCGGAGAGGGCAACGCCGCAACUCCAGGGUGGAACGGUGACGCAAAUGGGCACGUCGAUCCUCAGGGGUUGCCAUACGCCCCGGCAGGGCCUCCCUCGACGAGCGCUCUCGAUAAGGCGUCGGCGAACCAAGUGAACGGCGACAGCGGUUCAUCUGACAAGACACCCGAGGAGGAGAACCCAGCUGCUGGUAUACCGCCUACUCGAUUCGAGAUCUAUCCGCCGAUCCAGGGUCCGCCACCAAAACGGCGGCCUGGUCGUCCUUGGGGUAGCAAAACCAAUUAUAAUCGAGUCUCGUACACUCCCGCCUCACGGUCCAGCCGCACUCCAAGACGGUCGUCGGCUUACACUGCUGGGACACCUGCGACGUCUAUUAGACGAGGAAGAAGUGCGAAGUUGACUGAUCCAGCUUCUGCCCAGUCUCCUACAGUCAAUGGUAACGGGAAUGCAGAGAGAGCCCAGGACGAAAGCGCUAUAGUCGAUGAACCGGAAAUGGCGGUAGAUGGCGAGUUCCCUGCAGAGAAUAACUCUGUGCAAAAGUUGCCGACGAACGGUGUGGAACAGGCAGACGAGGUGGUCGAGAAUGGGCAUUCGGAAGCGCCAAGCACCGGGCACCCUACUCCUCGCAAGAGUGGGAGGGGGAAGGGGAAAGGGAAGGGAAAGGGCAAGGGGAAGGGGAAGGGGAAGGCUGUUGACGAGGACAAGACUGGCAGCGAGGGUGACAAGGUCAAAGUCAUCAUUCGGCCGCCGGCAGCGCCAGUAAAUGAUAGCGACGUGGAUGCCGAAGGGGAGGUGGACGACGAGGUGGAUGCGACGGCGAUGUCGUUACAAUAUAAUUCUGCUGAGUACUGUACCGUCUGGGGAAAAAAAAAGAUAGUAUAUACAACAUGCCCUGCUUUCCUUCCUUUCCUUUACUGGGCAGGUCAUGAUGACGAUGAUGAUAACGACGAUAUACAUCGAAUAGGCAAAGGUUAUUUUUAUUUAUAUGAAUCUGUGGCUGGCUGGUUGCCUACAUUAGACACUGCCAUCACAACUAGAAUGACACAGGUGACAUGCCCUUAA
This is a messenger RNA of Rasamsonia emersonii CBS 393.64, 3525 nucleotides long. Its product is annotated as Histone acetyltransferase. NCBI's taxonomy places the organism in Eukaryota, Fungi, Ascomycota, Eurotiomycetes, Eurotiales, Trichocomaceae. The record is from RefSeq and is a predicted model, not a curated record. The transcript has 6 exons. Gene Ontology annotation, molecular function: histone acetyltransferase activity. Gene Ontology annotation, biological process: regulation of DNA-templated transcription. The coding region runs from base 1 to 3525 and encodes 1174 amino acids.